Naumovozyma castellii is the source of this 1563-nucleotide messenger RNA. It is a transcript of the gene CRP1, whose product is annotated as Crp1p. NCBI's taxonomy places the organism in Eukaryota, Fungi, Ascomycota, Saccharomycetes, Saccharomycetales, Saccharomycetaceae. The transcript has a single exon. The record is from RefSeq and is a predicted model, not a curated record. Bases 1 to 1563 code for a protein of 520 amino acids.
AUGUCCGCAUCUGAGCGUGUAAUCAAUUAUAAAUUUCAAUGGCCAGCUGGUCCGGAAGACGUCAUUUUGACGGGUCAUUUCGACCAAUGGAAGGGGUCGUUGCCCAUGGUGAAGAACCCAGAAACUAACGCUUUCGAAUUGGAAGUGCCCUUGAAGUUCGAGAAUGAGGAUAAAAAGAUCCAUUUCAAGUUUAUUGUGGAUGGAAACUGGACCGUUAGUCAUGCCUAUGGGAAAGAAGUUAAUGAAGAAGGUUUCGAAAAUAACUUUAUUUCUUUAGAAGAUGCUCAAUUGCAAGCUCAAGGAUUGGGUAAUGUGAGCAGAAUUCCCGAAGCUGGAGGUAUGCCCGUGUACCAAAACUCUAAAAAUAGCAGUAGCAGUCGUGUCACUGGUCCACCAUCAACUUCCAAUAGAAAGAAGGGUAAAGGUAAGAAGAAGAAGGCCAAGGGUAAGAAGAGAACCAGAAAGAGUAGAAAUACGAGCGAAACUCAAGUGGGAGAUGAAGAAGGUGAAGAAGAGGAAAAUACCUCCAAUACGGAUGCUGCCAAUACACCAAUCUCCUCAUCAAAGGAACAAACACCUGUAGUGGAACCUGUUACCGGAUCUAAGACAGAGGAACCAAAGGAGGAACCAGUAUUCAAUAUCUUACCUGUGCAAGAUGUGAAGACUUCCACUUUCACUCCAAAUGUAGGAGGUCCAGGUCCUGUCAUUGUGGAAAAUCCUCAAGAUAUUCCUGAAUUGAAUGAAGUAAGAGACGUUAACCAAGAAGAAUUGAGUGCUCGUUUGAACAAAGAGAUGAAGGAAAAGAAGGAGCAAAAGGAAAAAGCUGUUGCUGAUGUGGAAGAAAAUAAUGACGCCAUUAAGGAACCUGUUCAUACUCCAUCAGGUCCAACUGAUGAACCAAUAAUGCCAAAAGUGGACGAACAAAUCACUCCAGAGGUAAUUGAACAGAGAACUAAUGAGCUUGUUAAGGAAGAGGCAAAGGAUGCUGACGCUGACGCUGACUUAGUCAAGGAAAGAGAAGAGUUGGAAACUGCAACGAGUACACCAAUGGCUAAAUUGGUACCACACACAGAAAUGGGAACUGAAACAAAGCCAACAACAGAAGCCGUAGCUGUACCUGCUGACGAAGAUAUCCAUGACGCUGCCAUUCAGAAGGAUUUGGAACCUGAAACUACCAAAGAAGUCACUGAUGAAUUUGAACCAACAUUGGAUCCAAAGAAACAAUCACACGAAUCUACCGGUGAUAAGAUAAAAAAGGAAGUGAAACACGUAGAAGAAGAUGUAAAGAGUGGUCUCAAGCGUGUCACGUCAAUAGCCACAUCAAAAUCCCAAAAGUCUCAAACUACACCUGCCCCUGUAAGUGAGGCAACUAAGGAAAAGGCUGCAAAGAAGACGACCAAAGCCACUCCUGCAUCGAAACAAACUUCUCCAACAAAAUCAAAGCCAAAAUCUAAACCUAAACCCGUUGCUAAACCUGCUGCUACAUCCACCGCCAAAGAGGAAGAUGGAAAGAAAAAGAAGAAGAAGGGAUUCUUCGGUAUAUUAAAGAAGAUGUUUUCAUAA